[Torrubiella] hemipterigena is the source of this 1653-nucleotide messenger RNA. The record is from the annotation of a GenBank genome assembly. Lineage: Eukaryota; Fungi; Ascomycota; Sordariomycetes; Hypocreales; Clavicipitaceae.
AUGGUCAAGAUUGAAAACGAUGCGACGGGGCUUUGGAAGAAGCGAUGGGCCCCCAAGGUGCGGUCGGGAUGCCUCACAUGCAGAACUCGCCGCGUGAAAUGCGAUGAGCAGAAGCCGUCGUGUAAGCGAUGCAUUCGAAGCACCCGACAAUGCGUCUACGACCGCGAACGGCAAACCGAGCUCCAGCGAUCGAUCGAGCCGACAAUCCUUAUCCAACCUUUGGCCUUUCAGGGCCCCUUUUCCAGUCCACCGUGCGUCCAAGAACGAAGAACAUUUGAAAUGUUCCGGGAAACAGUCGUCCCCUUUGUGUCGGACAUUUUCGAUGUCGACUUCUGGAAUAUUGUGACUCUGCGGGCUGCUUACAUGUAUCCGGCAGUCUGGUACGCCAGUCUUGCCAUGGCAUCAGCCAGCAAGGUGGCCGAGAUAGAUGCCACAGCGGAUGAAGCAGCAAUGCAACUGCGACAAAGCUACGAACAACAAGCACUCACCUUUUGUAGCAAAUCGGCUCGACACCUCACACAAGUCAACUACAAGAACCCCUCUGUAGCAGAUCAGGAGAUGCUGCUGCUUACAUGCAAUUUGCUGAUUGGCUAUGCAAAUCUGCGAGGAGACAAGGAGCAGGCCAUGAUGCAUCUUGCCAACGGUGCCUACUUGUCGAAGAAAUGGAAAUACUGGGAGACAGGCCAGGGAGCUCCGUUACAGCACCGAUUGAAGGACUGCGUUGCGCCAGUGCUGUCCAUAAACCUACUCUUUAGACGCCUUGAAAUGCAACUCUAUAACUCAUUUCAACAAUUGCCCAAGGAUCAGGAUGUCGAGAUGGAAGACAGCAUCCCCACCGAUUUAACACCAUUUACAUCCGCCACAGAAGCUUACAUGCAUCUGCUACCCAUCCAACGAGAGCUACGCAUGCUAAUGAGACUUCCUCCACCAAGACCUGGUGCCAUUGCUAUUUCCUUCAUGGCCCCUGGUUGUGAGCAAUGGCGGCAGCCGUUUCAAGACUGGCGCACAAAGCUGCAUCUGUACGGCGCCCAGUUGGCUGAAAAAGAAAAGAUUGGCAGCGUACCUGGCGACGAAAAAAUACGCAUGGAAAUUCUGCACAUCUGGGAGCUUUGCUUUGAGACCUCCCUUUAUGUAGACAUGUUGAAAGGACCGCUCGGUUGGGACGACUUCAACACAAACUUUAUUAACAUCGCAGACACCUGCGAGAAACUGCUCGAGCAACACCGCAACGAGCGCCUUCGAGGCAACACAGAUGCAGCAGUGGCCAACUUAUCCUGCUUCAUGUCACUAGUCUCCCAGCCCCUCACGUUUGUUGCGUCGACGUGCCGAAUUCCGAGCGUACGGCGAAGAGCGCUGCAGCUCGUUAAAGAGCACCCCUUUCGAGAUGGUGUGGCGGCCGGUGCCGAUUUCAUCACGCUGUUUGAGCGUAAGAUUGAAUUUGAAGAGCAAGCUGCCAAGUUGGCGCCACUGGAAGGCGGCUGCGACUGUGGCUCAAAUAUAUUUGUCUGCAAUUCGCACCGAGUCCCAACAGGCAUCGUGGAGUUUCGCCCAGACGGCUCCAUGUUUGCUGAGAUGAGAACAGUGCAUGAUGAAGCCAUGAAUCAACUUGGCAAAAUGAUACCCCUUGUACUCCCUACGAAAAACUAUGGAUGA